This is a messenger RNA of Amoebophrya sp. A25, 362 nucleotides long. Lineage: Eukaryota; Dinophyceae; Syndiniales; Amoebophryaceae. The record is from the annotation of a GenBank genome assembly.
GGCUACGCAUCUGUCCGUUCCGGAGAAUAAGGUAUCCGUAUCCCACUAGGUCAUGAAUAUGAAAACCCAGAAGUAAAGGUUACAAGCGCCACAUCUUCUUCAACAUCAAGAUCAGCAUCAAUAUCUAGGUCCAUAUCUCUUCAGGAUCGUCCUUGCAUGCGCAUGACGAAUGUCACUUUUCGACUCGGUUCGUCACAUUUGCUACUAGCCAAUGUAAAUUGUUGCUUCCGCUACGGCCGACUCACAGCCGUUAUGGGUGGUAGCGGUAGCGGAAAAUCGACACUUUGUAAACUGGCUGCAGACAGGCAUACAACUCCUAACGGCGUUUACUCUGGCAGCAUCACCUUAGACGGCAUUCCCAU